Macadamia integrifolia is the source of this 2353-nucleotide messenger RNA. Its product is annotated as putative wall-associated receptor kinase-like 16. Gene Ontology annotation, biological process: cell surface receptor signaling pathway; protein phosphorylation. Lineage: Eukaryota; Viridiplantae; Streptophyta; Magnoliopsida; Proteales; Proteaceae. Gene Ontology annotation, molecular function: ATP binding; calcium ion binding; polysaccharide binding. The record is from RefSeq and is a predicted model, not a curated record. The transcript has 3 exons. Gene Ontology annotation, cellular component: plasma membrane. Bases 25 to 2250 code for a protein of 741 amino acids.
UCGACUUUGGAAGCCAUAUUAAUCAUGAGUCCUCUUGUGGUGCAUCAGCUCCUCCUAGUCUUUUUUUGUCUAGCUAUUGCAUCUGCAUCGCCAAUGGUGAAGACGAAUUGCCCAGACAAAUGUGGGAACAUCUCAGUUCCUUACCCCUUUGGUUUUGGAAAUGAUGAAAGCUGUUACAGAUCCAUCAGGUUUGGGCUAACCUGCAACGACAGCUACAACCCUUCAAAACUGUUCUUCGGGAACUUUGAAGUUCUAGAUCUUUCAUUUCAAGGCCAAAUGCGUUUAUGGUCCUAUGUAGGUAGAGAUUGCUUCAACAAGUUGGGCCAACCAACUAUACGGAACUUCCCAUAUGCGAAAACAUUUGCGGCCACUUUUUCUUAUUCCGACACACAGAAUAAAUUCACAACUCUGGGUUGCGACACUUACUCUUACAUCAUUGGCUCCAGUGGCCUGAACUUCACGAGUGGGUGUAGCAUGACUUGCAACAACAAAUCUGAUGUGACCAAUGGUUCCUGCACUGGCAUCGGCUGUUGCCAGAACUCAAUUCCAAAGGGCUUCAAAAACUACAUUAUAAAGCUCUACAGCUUUUAUAAUCACACCCGGGUCUUUGAUUUCAAUCCUUGUAGCUAUGCUUUCCUCGUGGAUAUGAACUGGUUCAACUUCACUGUCUCAGAUCUCUUGAAUUUUAGCUCCAACGUCGAUGAUGAAGGUUUUUCGCGAGUCCCAGUUGUGUAUGACUGGGCAAUAGAUAAUAAGACCUGCGCUGAAGCUAAAACAAACAAGACUAAUUACGCAUGCGGCAACAACAGUGACUGUAGCAUCUCCAAGAAUGGUCUUGGGUAUAGCUGCAACUGUUCUCAAGGUUACCAAGGGAACCCUUAUCUUGCAGAUGGAUGCCAAGACAUAAAUGAAUGUGCAGAUCCAAUUACUAAUUCUUGCAGUGGAAUCUGUACCAAUCUUCCUGGGAGUUACAAAUGCUCUUGCCCACCUGGUUACUUUGGAGAUGGAAAAAAAAUUGGAAGGGGAUGCAUUCCUCUUCAAAAGCAAUUUCCAGUGAUUCCGGUCACCGUAGGUACUGCCUCAGGUUGCUUGUUUCUACUUAUUGUUAGUUUUUUGGGGCUUUACGUAUAUCAAAAGAGAAAGGUUGAAAAACUUAAGAAGAAAUUCUUCAAGCAAAAUGGAGGUUUCUUGUUAAAGCAACAACUAUCUUCCCGUGAAGGCCCUGUUGAAACUGCCAAAAUCUUUACAGAAGAAGAACUAAAGCAGGCAACUAACAAUUAUGCUCAAAACCAGAUACUUGGUCGAGGAGGCUAUGGUACAGUAUACAAGGGAAUUCUACCUGAUCAUAGAAUUGUUGCCAUUAAGAAAUCAAAAGUAGUUGAUGAAAGUCAGAUAGAGCAAUUCAUAAAUGAGGUGGUUAUUCUCUCCCAAAUCAACCAUAGAAAUGUGGUAAAGCUAUUGGGUUGUUGCUUAGAGUCUGAGGUUCCUAUAUUAGUGUAUGAAUUUGUUACAAACAACACCCUAUUCCACCAUAUCCAUGGUAAGGGGAGCAACUCUCCUAUUUCAUGGGAUAAUCGACUGAGGAUAGCUGCGGAAACAUCGGAGGCAAUCGCUUAUUUGCAUUCUGCGGCUUCACCACCUAUCAUUCAUAGAGAUAUUAAGUCUGCAAACAUUCUCUUGGAUGAUAAUUAUAUGGCAAAGAUUGCAGACUUUGGUGCAUCAAGGUUGGUCCCCUUAGAUCAAAAUCAAAUAAGUACAAUAGUCCAAGGAACAUUGGGGUACUUGGACCCUGAGUACCUUCAAUCAAGUCAACUAACAGAAAAAAGUGAUGUUUAUAGUUUUGGUGUAGUACUUGUGGAGCUACUAACCGGGAAGAAAGCAGUCCAUUCUAAUGGGCCUGGUAAAGAGACAUGUCUAGCCAUGAAUUUUGUCACUUCAAUCAACGAGGGUAGGGUUUGGGAAAUUCUUGAUGAUCCGAUUAUAACUGAAGGGUGCAAAGAGCAACUCCAUGAAGUUUUACAAUUGGCUGAAAGAUGUUUAAGGCUAAAAGGGAAAGAAAGGCCCACAAUGAAGGAAGUAGCAAUGGAGCUACACGGGUUGAGCAAGUAUCAGAGCCAUCCUUGGGUUGCACAGAAUCCUGAGGAGGUGGAAUGUCUUCUGGGUGAACCAUCAAACUUGCAUAGUCACAGUACUAUUGGGUACGAUAGUUUGACUAAUGGAGUACUAAUAUCAUUAGAUGGUGGGAGAUGAUUAUACAUAUUUCGAUGUCAUUGGAAUCUUCCUCCUUUGGUUUCUCUUCAGUUAUUUGUUUUUGAUUUUUUUUAUUUUUUUGAUAGAAAGUUAUUGUUUUUUA